Messenger RNA from Hermetia illucens (black soldier fly), 9302 nucleotides. Its product is annotated as Down syndrome cell adhesion molecule-like protein Dscam2. The record is from RefSeq and is a predicted model, not a curated record. Gene Ontology annotation, cellular component: axon; plasma membrane. Gene Ontology annotation, biological process: axon guidance; cell-cell adhesion. Gene Ontology annotation, molecular function: protein binding. The transcript is spliced from 25 exons. NCBI's taxonomy places the organism in Eukaryota, Metazoa, Arthropoda, Insecta, Diptera, Stratiomyidae.
CUUCGGAUACCGGACCAGCAUCUCGGUUGUUAACAUCCUUAAAUGUUAGUUUCAGUAGUUCAUUGAAAUCACACAAAGAGGGCGCGCGUCUUUCUAAUUACUUAUUCCGACAACGUGUAUUUUAAUUUAUUUGUUGAAAUUUUUUGAAGAUUGUCUUAUAAAGGAUGCUAUUUGCCUGUCAUAAUUUUUGGCUAAUUGUACGGUCGCAGUUCAAUUUAUUCUCGUUCAAUUUCCUUCGGUUUGAAUGAAUGCAUUUUAAGAGUCAAUAGCCCUAAAAUUUAAAACAAUUAUUUCACAGUAAAUUCAGUAACGGGUUUGGAUAUGCAUGAUUGAUGCAUUUCCGUUAAAGUGAAAUUCGUGUGUUUUCUGUGCAUUGGUAUAUAUUGGCAAGGAAGUCCAUGAGUGUCCUUAAUAGACAUUUAUAAAAAAAAUACAGAAAGUCGAACCUCGAAACCAUUAAGCGAAUAGACUUUUUAAAAUCCGUGGAUAUUAAUUGUUAAAAGUGAAUUAGAAUUGGACUGUUUCUGGCUGACAAAUCGGUGUUUCAACAUGUGCAUUGCGGAAGAUGUAAACAAUAAAUACGUUAUCAAUCAAGCAGCAAACAUUUAGAAAUUUCAAGGAGUAUUCGCCAGUGAAAUAAGCAAACAUGAAAAUCCUAAAUAGUAGUUUCAUUCGAUUUAUCACAUUUUACAAUGUGGCACUAAAUAUAGUCUGGAACCCAGGGGGUGGAGCAUCGAAUUCAUUUGAUACACAAGGACCCUCGUUUUCCAUUGAACCACCGAACCGAUUAGAGUUCACGAAUUCGAUAGGUAGUCGCGCAGAUUGCACAGUACGUGGUAAUCCUCAACCUAGCAUCGAAUGGUUUGACCAACACAAUAAUCCUGCGUCUACCAUACCAAAAGUUCGACACAUUUUGGGGAAUGGUUCUUUGUAUUUCCCACCUUUCGAAGCUGAACUAUUUCGACAGGAUGUUCAUUUGUCCUCAUAUCGAUGCGUAGCCACCAAUACUGUUGGGACAAUUGUCUCUAGAGACGUUAACGUUAAAGCAGUGGUGAAUCAGCGAUACGAGCCUGAAGUGCAAAAUCCUGGGGGAUUUCUAGGAAGUAAUGUUAUUAUAAAAUGUAACAUACCACAAUUCGUCGAAGAUUAUGUAACUAUAACAUCGUGGCUUCAAGAGCCUUCAUUCAACAUAUUUCCAUCAUUAGAGGGAGAUGGAAAAUAUCAAAUGCUUCCCACCGGCGAACUGUUGAUUAUCAAUAUUACCAAACUAGAUGCACAGCGAACUUUCCGCUGUCGAACGCAUCAUCAACUUACCCAGGAAACAAGAGUUAGUAGCAACGUUGGACGAAUUCAGUUAACAGAAAUGCAGGAGCUUGUACCUCCGAUUAUGAAUACGAAAUUCAUAAAAAUUUUCGCGAGAUUGGAUGAUCCCCUAGUGAUUCCUUGCGUGGCGUACGCAAACCCAAGUCCUUCGUAUCGUUGGUUCCAAAGAGAAGAUGGUGAUUCCCCGCUAAAAACAGGACGUGCAACCAUUCGCCAUGGUUCACUGGUAAUUCCAUCCGUGAAAAGUAUAGACAGUGGCACCUACUUUUGUACAGCGACUAAUAGUGAAGGCAGCGAAACUUUGGAAGUUAAAGUAUCAGUUAUAUCUUCGCUCUCCGCACAUAUUCAACCCUCAAGGCAAACAGUAGAUUUAGGCAAAUCGGCGGAUUUAACAUGCACUACCUCCGGCUUUCCACAAAAUAAAAUCUGGUGGCUAAAGGAUGGACAACCGUUGCGAACGGGGUCGCGAGUUCGUCUUUUUGACCAGGCAUCCGUGAAAAUUACAUCAAUUACGAAGGAAGAUAAGGGCAUGUAUCAGUGCUUUGUUAAAAAUGAACACGAUUCAACACAGGGAACAGCAGAACUGCGACUUGGUGAAGUUGCUCCACAACUGGUAUACAAAUUCAUCGAGCAAACAAUGCAGCCCGGACCAUCGGUUUCCCUGAAAUGCAGCGCAACUGGAAAUCCAACACCACAAAUUACUUGGAAUUUAGACGGUUUUCCCUUGCCAAAUAAUGAUCGUCUGAUGAUUGGUCAGUAUGUGACAAUGUUUGGCGAUGUCAUAAGCCAUGUGAAUAUUUCGGCAGUUAAAUCAGAGGACGGCGGAGAAUAUGAAUGUUCAGCUAAGUCAAGAGCAGGCAGUGUCACACAUUCAGCCCGUUUAAAUAUUUAUGGCAUGCCAUAUGUGCGUCCAAUGUUACCAAUUUCAGCAGUAGCAGGCAAAUCGUUAACUAUCAAAUGCCCUGUUGCAGGCUAUCCCAUUGAAAAUAUUGUUUGGGAAAAAGACAAUGUACGCUUGCCAACAAAUAUGUGACAGCGGGUCUAUAAUGGUACCCUUUCUAUGGAAAAUGUUCAACGCGCGGCUGAUCAAGGUACCUAUUCGUGCAUUGCUCGAAAUAAGCACAAUCAUACUUCCCAGAGGGCAGUUGACGUGAAAGUCUUAGUUCCACCACGUGUAGCACCAUUCAAUUUUGAAGAUGAUAUAACAGAAGGGAUGAGAACACAACUCAUGUGCUCAAGUAGUCAAGGUGACCAACCGUUUAAUAUAACAUGGAUGCGUGAUGGUCAUUUAAUUCAAGUGGGACAGAAUCGUGAUAGCAUUGGUCGCAAGGAUGGCGGCAAUGUUGUCAUUGGUGAAGAAACAAUGGGAAGUGAUCACACCAUCACAAUUAAUGACUACCCACCAUACUCGAGCAUUCUAUCCAUCCAUAAUGUUACAUCAAAACAUAAUGGGAACUAUACAUGUUUAAUAACUAAUCGAGCGGGGACUGUUGAUUAUACUGCCUUCCUGUCAGUAGCUGUCCCACCCCGUUGGGUUAUUGAGCCACAAGAUCAAAGUGCGGUCUUGGGCAAUUCGAUUGUGAUUAUGUGCAAGGCUGAUGGUUUCCCGCACCCAAAAGUUCAAUGGAAACAAGCGAUAGGCGAACAAACUAACGAGUAUCGGGAACUGAAUUAUGCAUCUGAUAACUCUGGGAUUGAAACUUAUGAAAAUGGAUCCCUUGUUAUACAGCAAGUUGCUCGUGAGCAUGAAGCUUACUUUCUAUGUCAAGCAAGUAACGGCAUCGGUGCUGGAUUAAGUAAACUAAUAAAGUUAACAGUACAUGUUGGGCCUCAUGUGACCGUUUUCAGUCAAAAUGAAUCUGUGCGACGAGGAAACCGUGUUACCUUAAAAUGUAUUGUUCAUGGGGACGAACCGCUAGAUGUUUCAUGGCGUGCUAAAGGAAAUCGUAUUGAUCCAACAUAUGACAUUCGUUAUCAUCUAAGAAAUUCGCCUAUUGAUCGUGGUAUAGAGUCUGAACUUACCCUUGUACAAACAUCGCUUUCAGAUCGUGGCGAAUAUUCGUGUGUGGCUUCCAAUGCCUAUGGACACGAUCACGCUGCAAUUCAUCUUCAAAUUGAUGAACCUCCAAAUUUCCCAAGAAACUUUCAUUGCAUCGAACUAAGUAGCCGAUCAAUUACUGUAGGGUGGAGCCCAAACGAUCAAAGCAUGAUAGGAUUACAAUCCCAUCAUAGUAGAUUACAAAAAAUCUCAGGAUACAUUCUACAAUAUAAAGAGGCACAAGACGGUUGGCAUGAGCACAAUAAGCUAAUUUUACCUGGAAAUAGCACAACCGCACAAGUCAACAACCUAAAACCUGCUGUGAGCUACCACUUCCGGUUAUUUGCAGAAAAUAACUUAGGAAGAAGUGCUGCUAGUGAAAUAUUGCAUGUGCAAACUGAUGCCGAGGUUCCUGGAGGCAAACCGCAAAUGGUCAUCGUUAAACCGAUAGCACCACAAGAAUUACUAAUUACAUGGCGUCCCCCUGAACGCGAGUUGUGGCAUGGUGAACUUUUAGGUUAUACGAUCGGAUACCAAAAGCAUAAUACCCCAGAUCCUUCAUAUAAUUAUACAAGGAUCGGAAUCCCAGGUGGCGAUGGAAUGAAUGAUUUUCGGCUAACUGGAUUGGACAAGUAUACACAAUAUGCUGUGACGGUUGCUGCCUAUAAUAUUAAAGGGGAUGGUCCACCUAGUGAUACGGUAUUGGCACACACUUUAGAAGAUACACCUAGUGCGCCACCAGAACGAGUUUCCUGUAAAUCGCAGUCAUCUCAAAGUAUUAACAUAUCAUGGUUUGAACCACCGAAAAAUAAUCAUCACGGCAUAAUUCAAGGAUACAAAAUUCUCUUUGAGCCGGCCAAUAUCGAUAUCGACUACGGAAAGCGCGAAACCAAGGUUACAACCUUGUUAACCACUGUCCUAUUCAACCUGGAGCCCUUUACUAACUAUAGUAUUCAAGUUCUAGCAUUUACUCAUGCUGGGGAUGGAGUUGCUAGUCCCACAAUUAACUGUAUAACUGAAGAGACUACCCCGGGGGCGCCAGAAAGGCUUAAGGCCGUACCAACCUCUGAAACGUCAGCUAUUAUCAGCUGGUUGCCGCCACGUCGACCAAACGGGAUUAUCACUAAAUAUACCAUUUAUAUUAGAACUCUCGGCAAGGAUAUCAAUUCUGUAAAUGGCAACAGCAAAAUCCAGUACGAUACUCCAGCACACAAUAGCUACUUUGAGAUUAAAGAUUUAUCGUUGCAUGAAAUCUACGAAGCAUGGGUAAUCGCAUCAACUCGAACAGGACCAGGGCCGAAAACAGCAGCGAUUAAGUUAACAUCUAGCCGAACCAUACCAGCGGCCAUUAUAUCCUUUGGUCAAACCUUAAGCGUAAGUUGGCGUAUCGACGUCAAUCUUCCCUGCGUAUAUGUGGGAAGCCCCAAGGCCACAGCUGAUUGGAAAGUCCUUAAUCAAAAGUCCAAUAAAUUGAAGUACAGAUUAGAAGUCAACGAUGAAAACACCCUCACUUUGCGUAAUGUCCAAAGGCACCAUGAGGGCAACUACUCUUGUACAGUACGCAAUCCUUUGGGUUCGGAUCAUAUAACAUUCCAACUGUUUGUUCAAGUACCACCAUCAGCACCUGAGCUACUGGUGGUUGCGACUACUAUAUAUUCCAUAUCACUUCAAUGGCGCAUUAGUGACAGUGGUGGGGCGCCACUUAAGGGAUUUAUUCUUCAAUAUCGCCAAGAAUUCGCAGACUGGCAAGAACUUCAGAUCGACCGACGUUUUAAUGCAUAUCUCUUUGAAAAUUUUCAGUGUGGUACACGGUAUCAGUUUACAAUAUCAGCAUUCAACAAAAUUGGUACAGGACCAUUCAGUAACGUAGAAACAGCGAAAACUAAGGGUGAUAAGCCCGUAUCGCCUCGAAAGAAUCAUUUGAUUAGAUCAAAUAUUACCUCCGUUUUAUUAGAACUCGCUUCUUGGCAAGACGGGGGAUGUCCUAUAUUAUUUUUUUCAAUAGAAUUUAGGAGACCGGGUCUCAAUACUGACUGGAUUGUGGUGUCAAGCAACGUUGCAGCCCAGGCCAGAUAUACAAUAGGCGAUUUGGAACCCGCGUCAGCCUAUAAUCUGCGAAUAACAGCUCAUAAUAAUGCUGGAACAACGAUAGCAGAAUAUUAUUUUGAAACUUUAACAGUGACGGGAUUUGUUAUGAACGCAGGAGUGGAUGGAGGUGAUAACUUUAUGAGGAAUAGCAAAUCGUUUUUAGCUGAUCCUCAUCUUUUCGCCAUCUUCAUUGUUAUAUCUUUUGUCAUCGUAUUUUCCACUAUUGGGAUAUGUUUUUGUUUGAAGAAUUACCCCCGAUUAAUAUUUGGGCGUAAUGAUCUGACUCGUACCAACGUUUUAGAUUCAAAAAAUCCUCAGCUAUCCGAUUCCCAUCAUUCACAGCAACAAGGACAACCACAUCGCGAGCAAUUUUACGCAACAGUUCGCAAAUUGUCUGCGCAACAAUCACCACGCGAUUCGGAGUCUGGUCUCGAACGAAUCCCCGAGUACUCAGAAGAUAUUUACCCCUACGCAACAUUUCAUCUUCCAGAUCAUGAGAAUCAGUCUAGCAAUUCAGGAAAUCGUGGACCACGAAAAGGUCUGGUUUACGAUUCCAGAGAUAGUACAUUAAGUACUGGUAGUACUGCAGCAACUUUGAAGAUCUUGCGUCCACCAAGUGUCAAUUCUGCUCCUCCGCCUUCAACUAACAUUAGUACAGAAAAACGCAAUCGUCGCAAAUCGAAAACAAUCAAAUCAGAAUCCGAGGAAUAUGACAGCUUAAAUUCAGAUAGCGAUUUAAGUGAAAGGGGAAGUGGUGGUGGUACCGGCGUGGUUGGAACAGCUAGUCGUACUGAAUCAACCGGGCACUUGGACGAUCCCGAGUUAUUAAAUUUUUCAAAUCACGCUCACAGUCCUGCGAGUAACCCUAACAAGGAGCGGCUAUCAGUUUUCGCAAGACCACCUCUUCAUAGUAACGGGGGGGAUUUCAGCGUGGACUUGCCCUUCAACAUCCGAGACUUUGAUCCACCGAGAAAACAACACCAGCAACAACAACAGUCUGCAACGACGUCACCAACAUCAUCAUCAGCACAGUUCCAAUACAACCCAUCACCUAUCUCCUUCAACCACAGCAACCAUGCAAUUGAAGCAUCAACAACAACAAAAUUUUCUGCUUCAAACCCACCAGCUCCAAUCGCAUCCACAACAACACAAACACAAUCUUCCCAAAUUUUGAAGAAUUCCUAUCAGAACUUAUCAAGAUUUCCCACUCCCAAGAAGCUAACACCUAACACUGCUGCGGUUCCUACCAAAGUACACGAUUUCGUUAUCAAUGGACCCCCCCUGAAAAUUUAUGAAAUGCAGCAAACUAGUUUAGUCCUGAAUAAGAACUAUGGUGAUUUCUUAACAAUAACACCUCGUAGGAAGUGUAGAGCUUCUGCAUCAUUGCAUCCCCCAGAAGUUGGGAAAGCCAGUGCUACCAAUAGUACUUUCUUUGCGGGGGAUCGACAGCAAAAGCGAAAAUACCCCGACACUUGCCUAGAGAAGGCAGAUAGUACCAGUACAAGUUACAGCGCUACUGAAGCUGGAUCAUUGCAGCUCGCAAAUUUGAAAAUGCCCUAUGAAACUUCAGAUUUGAAACCCUCCGACUACCGCGCAAUAGACAGUUUAUACAAUGCUGAUACUCUUAAGUUGGGGAGUGAGUGCAACCAUCGUACUAAAUUUUCAUCAUAUUCAAGUAUUUGUAAUCUCAAAGAUAUCUCAACAUCCCUUAAUGAGAAACCAUAUAAACUCCAAAUAGAUGAUAUAAUGGGCUAUGCAAAUAUUAUAAAUGUUACAUCGCCGCCGUCCGCAUUCAGCGAUACACCUGAAACCGACGUCGAAUUGAUAAAUCCCGCUGGAUCAAACGUAAAUAACGGCCUAUCAACAUCGAUAACAAUCACUAAACCUACUAAUGGAAAACACUGUCCCACCCCAAGAGAUUAUACUAUUGCUGUUUAGGUGAAGUUAUGAGAUUAUCUGUUGAAUUUUAUAUCGCCUUUGAUUGCCAAUGCUGGCCGAAAGGAGUCCUUUGCUCUUUCCUAAAUAUGAUUUGGAUGAGGGUAUAUGUGAUCACUGGCGAUCGGAUUUACAAGAAAAAAACAUCGAAUUUUUAGGCUCAAGUACGAAUUGAGUGUAUUCGAUUUUCCACUCAUAAUAUAAAAUCUACCACUUGCGUGAAAGGAACAACGAAAGAUAGCAUAAAGUGAUGUGAAGAAAAAAAAUAUUAAUUGAAGAAGAACAAGAAAAAUAGAAAAUUAAUUAGCUUGUUUUUACAGUAAGGAUGCCCUAACGAAACAUGUUGCUGUAAAAGAAAACAAAGUUAUACAAUUGAAACAUUUGAAAAUGUUUUUUUAGACACAUUUUAUGUUAAAGCUAUGAAACCUGCUCCGAAGACAGUCAAUCCAUUUGUAUGGCUGAACUUAGACGAACAGUAUUUCACCAUUCUGCCAUGCGUCAAUCCAUCAAAAAUGCAUUGAUGAAAUGACUGAUGGACGACGUGUUUAGUAUAAACAAGACGACAAAAAAACACUCCUGCUGCAUGUUUUUAAAAACCUGAACCCUUCGGAAGUCAUGUUUCGAUUAACAACACUAUGACAGCUGCAAUACUCUCAACUUAUCAUCAGUCCAUCGGUGAUUGCCAUAAAAAUACCGUCGACCAUAGUUUGGCAUAAUUCUGUCAUUCAGUUUGCCAUAAUUUCGUCAUUCUGACAGACGCCAGACUGAUGAAAUACUAAUCGUCUAAGGUUAGCCUAUGCACAACUCAACCAGGAAUUUAUUCAAGUCGAAAGAUAACUAAUCUAUGACUAUCGCUGACGGCUUCUCUGGCCAAUAAAAGAUAUCAGUCACUUUCCCACUUUCUUUUUACUUUCUAUACUACUGGAAUGAGCGCUUUAUCGUUUUUUAAGUGACAAGGUCUUUUUUUGUAAAUAACUGAAAAUUUAAUUUUUUAAAGUAUUUAUAGAGUACCUGUGGAAUCGUAUUAAUAUUUAAUACUUCAAAUUUACUAAAAAUGCAUUUAUAAAAAAUUAGAAAAAAGAUCUUUCGGAUCAGCCUUUUUGUUUUACAUGUUAUCACUAUUUGUAUGUUAUUUCUGACUUUGAAGUUAAAAAAAACACAAAUAUCGAGGACCGUUGAUUCCAAUCUAGUGAAAUAAGAAAAAUUCAAAAAUUAUGAACUAAAAAUAAACGUAAUUUUUAUUUUCACGAAAUUUUAUUCUGGGAAAAAAACUGAAAGCAAAAAUAAGAUGUAUUGAACUGUUAAGACAAUAGUGGGAAUAGAGAACGGCCGAAUUUCAAUCCGUAUCUUUACGGGCAGGGCAAACCAAGUUUAAAUGUCACUGCAUGUAUAUACAUAGAUACAUAUUUGCCAUUCAUAUCUUCUAAUAAGUUUCUAGUGUUCAUAAACAUAAUUAGCAGAUAACAGCAUAAAAGUUAGAAUUUUUGAGAUAUGAAAAUUUAACAGAAAUACUGACUGAUUUAUUCAUUAUUUUUUUAUAAAUUUAGUAUACUGUAUGUUUAUAAGAUUUAUAUGUGAACAAUUUGCAUCGGAAAUAACACAAAAACAGCGAAAUACAUUCAUAUAUGCAAAUGAAGAUCACAGAUAAGAUAAACAAGUUACUGAAAUCAAUCAUUGGAAGUAAAUAUGGAAAACCAGAGUUCAUAUAGUAUCAAGAACCACAAGUUAAAUUGUAUAUACCGGCAUAAUUUUACCAAAAAAAAACAAGACACAUAUUCUAGGUAUCCAUUUAUUAUAAACAUGACAUAUCCUAAAGAAAAUACCCCCAAUCACAACUUCCAAUAGCACGUAUUGAAAAAUGCAUCAAUUUCAUGUAGGUCAAUUAUGGAAAUAAAUAAAAAUGGAUGAAACAGGUUUA